Molecule: messenger RNA, 9326 nt
Organism: Caenorhabditis auriculariae
Lineage: Eukaryota; Metazoa; Nematoda; Chromadorea; Rhabditida; Rhabditidae
Source: the annotation of a GenBank genome assembly
AUGUCCGCCAAUUCUUCUCCUCGUCACGAAGAACCUGAACCACAAAGCGUCGGAAGCUUCGUGGAGCCUGCUUCAGUUGAUUGUGAGAUUCUUUUCUCAAAUAGUGAAUAUCUGGUUUCAAUUCAGCGUAUGCCACCGGCGAUGUAGCAAGUUUGCGUCGUAUGCCAAGUGAUCGAGGGCUCGGAGGUGGUGGCGAAUCGCCGACUUCCAGUGAGUUCUUUUCUCUUCAAGCUAUCUGAUUUCGAAAUUUUUUUGAUGAGAUUAUUUUUGCAGUGGCGUCAGGUCUGCACUAUGACUCGGAGAUCGGCUCCUCGCAAAUGUCAAGUCUUUCGACGGCGCAGUCACGUCGGGGCGGCGCUCGUGGAGAUCUUGGCGUUGCUCCAGCCGACCACAGGUUCUGUUCACAGCAGUCAUUUUGAACAUCUAUAACUUUCAGGACUGUUCGUGUCGAAGGAAUGCCGGAUGAGAUGGCGGCGGACGACGGCCAACCGCGUCUCUACAUUUGGGGAACGCGGAUUUGCGUCGCAGAUGUCCAAAGGUGUUGUGAAUUCUCAAUUCAAGAUAACGGAGGCCCAAUAUUUCAGCUCUUUCCGCAAGUUUAUCACGACUUUCAAGAUUGACGAGCUGGAAGAAGACGAGAAUAUGCUCAAUUAUAACGACAAGGUAACAUAUUUUUUCUGAGUUUUUGUUCAGAACUUUCGAAGAUAAAGAGAAUUUAUCUUGACCCUGCAAAAUAUUUCCUUCUGGAUAUUUUAAAGGUAGUAUUUUAGCACCGCCCCGUGGACACCAACCAGCCGUACUACAUGGAGCGGCUCUACGAGUGCGAUGUCGCCGAAAUUUCCUUCGUAAACUUAAAUUUGGCCCAUGUCCAAUCUUUCAGCGACGCCUUGUAUCGUAAAAUCAUCGCCUAUCCCGCGGUAUCAUUUCCGUUAUUGGAAUGACCAAAAUACAUUUUUGAGGAUGUGAUUCCCUAUUUGGACAUGACGCUCAAUGAGAUUUACACGGAAAGAUUCCAUCGUGCCCUCCCUUUGCCCAUCGAACUGCGCCCGUUCAACGCCGAGAAGACGCGGAACAUGCGCGGCCUCAAUCCUAAUGGUAAAAAUGGCUUCUUUUUUUUUGGAAAAGCAAAGUUCAGCUUAGCUUGAAGAACAAUUCGAAGAAAUAAGUUUUAAUUUUAAAAACACGAAUUUUCCAAUUUUAGAUGCUGAUAGCUACAACUAAGAGUUUUACGAUGCACAAGAUUUUAGUUUUUAAUCAGCUUCCCAAAAUUGGAGAGGAAAUAUUUAUUUUGAAGACGUCGACCAGCUGAUCACCAUCUCGGGAAUGGUCACGCGGACGUCUUCUCUGAUUCCCGAAAUGCGCGCGGGAUUCUUCCAAUGCUCCGUGUGCAACUUCAGCGUCGAGAGCGAAGUCGACCGUGGAAGGUUUUUCUUCGAAGUCUAACUCUACAAAAACGAAAAAAACAUGAAGAUCACUAUCUUCAAACUUGUUUUCUGCAUAAUUUUUUCAUGAGUAUCAUUCUUUAUCUUUCUGAAGUCGUUUCAUUUAUCCAUAAUUGGCUAUCGCGUUGAGAACAACGUAGACAUCUGGAAGCCUAUCCAGAGUAUUUUCCGAAAAAGAGCGCAAUAAUAAAAAAAAAGCAGAAUCUUUCGAACUCGAAAAAGAACAGAAAAAGUCCAGAAAAGUUUUAAUUUCUUCGCAAAAAGCUUAGGAGAGAAAGAUAUUAACCGCUCUACAGCUUUAUACAUAAACUGGAGAGAGAUUAAGAAGAAGUUUUUGAGCACGUCGUUUAUUAUAAAAUAAUCGCUGUAGAAGGCAAAAGUAAAGCUGAGAGCAAAUCAUUUGUGAAAUCAGCAUGAAAAUUUACUUCUAAUGCUUCGACUCCCAUCGAAAAUUCCCCCUGUGAAGUAAAUUUUCCUGACCAAAAAAAAAAAUGAAACAUUCACAAAAUGACCAACUUUGGGUAUGAAAAUCGAGACAAUGCAUCUUAUCGUAUGCAGAAUCGAAGAGCCGGCCGUGUGUACCAACUGCUCGAACACGCAUUGUUUCCAGCUGGUGCACAACCGUUCGAUUUUCCUCGACAAGCAGGUCAUCAAGCUGCAGGAGUCGCCCGGUACAUUUCUCCUGGACUGCUCUCCAAGUUUCCAUCUUUCCAGACGAUAUGCCGUCCGGAGAGACGCCCCACACGGUCUCGAUCUUCGCCCACGGACAACUCGUCGAGUCUGUCCAGCCCGGCGAUCGGAUCACUGUCACCGGUAUCUUCAGAGCCAGCGGAGUCAAGGUGAAUCCCUUAUUUGGGAUAUGAUGAGGAUCUAGUUAGCUCCUUGUUAAUAAUCCGAAAAGCUUUUCUAUUAUUCAUCAAGAAUUUUGCAGAUUCAUAUACAAAACUUCUCGAAGAAGCUUCAUUUUUGAUAGUUUUUGUUUCUGAUGAACACAGGGUGUAUGUAAGAGGAAUGAGAGGAAAAAAACGGCUUCUAUCUGUUUUUUUUUUAAUAGAGAAAUUGCCUCAAACUUGCUCUGAAUGGAUUAAAGUUAAAGUAUUGAUUCAAUUAGGCUUCAUAGGGAGGUCCGCGUCCACGAGAAAAUGAACAUCACAAUACGGCCUAAAUUAUUUUCAGAGUUAUCAGAAUAUAAAAAUAAUUAGGGUUUUUUGAAGUAAAUAUUGAGCUCUUUCUGUUGAAGUUAGCCUUUAACUUUUCGAUUUUUUCUGUACUUAUGCACUUACAAGAAAGGACCUUCAAUUUCGCAGUUCAGAAAUUUUUGAAAAUUGACUUUAUAACACUCCUAGAUGUACCAGAUCAAUAACCAACCUGCAAAACUUUCUAGUUUUUGAGAAAAGACACUAAGAAUUCAAUGACACUUUUCAAAAUCCGUUAAAAUAAGCAAAUUUGGGGCUUUGAGACCUCAUUUCUAGAAAACUAGAAAGAUGUGCAUGUUGAGACUUUCAAAAUCUUUUUUUGGUACUUGGAAGACUGUUAUGGUCACUUUUCAAAUAAUUUCCAACCGAAAAGAAAAGUGACCUUGUUAGCUUUUCCUCGAUUGCUCAUCAUUAAAGACAAGAAAUUGAAUUACAAAUAUCAGACGAGUUUGAAUCUUUUCGGUCUUUAGAUGAACCCGAAACAGCGCGCUUUGGCCUCGAUCUACAGAACCAGCAUCGACGCUCUUCAUUUUCGUAAAAUUGACACUUCUCGGUUACAUCAGGAUAAUGGGUUAAGGUCAUUUUCUCUGAAAUCUUAAUGAAGUUCAUUUUUAGUGAAUCUCUGACCGAAGAAAGAAUUCAACAGAUUGUCAACCUUUCCAAGAGACCUGAUCUGAUGGAGGCGUUGAGCCAAGCUAUCGGUACUCUUUCUCAGAGAAAGAAAGAAAAAAUAAACUUUUUUUCCCCCAGCUCCUUCGAUUUUCGAACACGACGAUAUCAAACGCGGUCUUCUGUGUCUUUUGUUCGGCGGAACUCGAAAGGACGACGAGACGAAUAACAAGACGAAACUUCGAUCUGAGGUAAAAACAAAAUAUGAGUGGUUCUUUAUAUAAAAAAAGAGGUUUUUUUAAAACAUUUCGGCUCAUAUUUGAAAUUCCCGCCAAGGAGAAGAGUAUGCGAGUUGGCGCCACAGUGAACUUCAUUUUGGGAAUUUUCAAUGACUUUUGCUACGAAAAUAUUUUAAAAUUUUUUUUCUCUCACUUUCUUGUUUGUAAUAGACAUUUAAGAAAGGUAACUUUUUGUUUGAUUAUAAAGAAAAAUAUUUUCUGUGUUCUGUUUUGGAUCAAAAUGAAUUUCAAUUUUUGGCUAUCUGUUAAUUUUCUAUUUUCGAAGAUCUUGCAAAUUUUUUUGAUUCGUUCAAGUUGUUUUCGGUAUUCUCAGUUCAUGGAAAUGAAUUCAGAUCAAUAUCCUUUUGUGCGGCGACCCGGGUACCGCCAAAUCUCAACUCCUCCAAUAUGUCUACCGGUUGAUCCCUCGCAGUCAAUAUACCAGUGGAAAGGUGAUUUUUUAAUUUUCGGAUUCAGGAAUUGAAGUAGAAAGUUAGUAGUUUGUGUUUCUAAGUCCUUUUCAGUAGGCAGAAAUUUAGAAUUCGAAUAAUGAAUUUUCAAAAUUUUUGUACUAUUUCGUAAUACUUUCCUAGUUUUAAGAACGACAAAUAACUUGUGUUUGGCAGGUUGAUAAGAGUAAUAAUUUUUUUCUUUUUUUCAAAAAAACAAUCAGUAAUUCAAGUUUUAUGAAAAUUUUUGAAAUCUCGAAGAGGAAACGAAAAUAGCUCAAAAUGAGUUUUUUUAAGUUCACUUUUUCCUGAACUGAACCUUUCGAGAAAUUUCCUCCUAGAACGAUUUCUUUCGAAAAAAAAAUAUUUUUGACUUAUAGAAUAUUAUAUCAACGUUUACUGCCUUUUUUUAAAAAAUUUUCUCACAACUCCAUUUUUUUUCAUAAAGCUUCUGUGAAGGAAAGCUCAUUCCCGCGGUUAAUUGGCGAUAUUUGUCAGCACUUCCGUGAUUAUGUAAUCAAAAGUGUAACGCAGAGGUUUACUGUGUUGUAGACAAAAAAAGUAUAAGGAAUGUACUUUUCCUACGUCUGCGCCGCUGGGAAUUCGUGCACACCCACGGGUUCUGACUACGAUUUCUUCUUCUUCUGGGAUAUCUUUAGAUUUUAUCUUUUCGCAAUAUGACUUUUGCAGACUUUUUCGACCCUUUUUAUAAAGAUAAAGAAAAAGUUCAUAGGCAACAUGAAAGUGAAAAAGAUGAGGAUUUUUGUUCGGACUUCAAAGUUUUGAGAUAUGAGAAAAGUUUCCAAAUAUCAGGAUAAUAAAGAAAAAAUGUUUCAAUCGAACUCCAUAACUUCAAAAAAAGGUUAUCUGAACAUUUGGUUCUAUCAUAUAAAUUUAUAUUUAAACAUUGUUCGAAAUUGAUCAGUCAAUAAUAACAAUCAACGCAGAGAUUUUUUUACGGUUUUUAAAAAAUGUAGACUUCUGGUUUUUACAACAUAGUUACUUCUAUUCAGAACUUUUCCCAUUGUAAAAUCAUUGACACGUUUCAAUUUUUGGCCUUUUAUCUACUAUACAGCACAUUAUACGCGAAUCAAACUUUGACUCUUGUUUGCGAAAAAUUAUGAUUUGAUUAAUUUGCGGUUUCUAACGCAACCGUAGUUCUUCAUGUCCAAUUACCCAUUAGGACUCGAGAAAAAGGGGCGUGGCGUUGAUUUAGCCACGCCCAUUUUCUUUUUUUUUGUUUCCAACAUGAAAGUUGCGGUCUCUUGCAACUGAUAUCGUUGGCAGGGGUCGUCGGCGGUCGGCCUGACGGCGUCCGUGUCGCGGGACGCCGACACGCGCCAGCUCGUCCUCCAGACGGGAGCCCUCGUCUUGGCCGACAACGGCGUCUGCUGCAUCGACGAGUUCGACAAGAUGAACGACAGCGCCCGGAGUGUCCUUCACGAGGUACGGUUUGGUUUUUUUCGAAGAACUUUCAGAGGUAGUUGAGUUUAUAUCGCACCAUUGACUUUUUUCCCUUUUUCGGAGUUGUAACACUGUCAAAGCGACAUAUGACUAUCAAAGGUUCCUGAUACUUUCGAGGAAAUCUCUGAAUAUCUUAGAAUCAAAUCAGAGUUGAAGAGCGUUUACGAGGCGUUCUCAGACACGUGUAGAACGGAAACAAAAAAUAACUACCUCAAAAAGGAUAGCGUUAGACUUUGCGCUCCCAGAAAUUUGGGGACUUUCAGCGAGUUAAUAAUAAUAAUCUACUCAGUGAAAAGAAUAAAUAAGGUUAAAAACGGACUGUAAGUCACGACAAAAAUUAAUUUUAGUUUUUUUUCAUCACUUUUUCAAAAAAAGUUGAGCAUAACAGAACAAGGAACAGAACACGGAAACCGUUUUUUUAUUCCCUUUUUUUGGAGAUUUUUUUAAAAAUUUCUUUCAUGAAUUUUUUUCCUUUUUUUCUUCUUUUCCAACUAGAUUCAAUUGAGCCGGAGCCACUCAUAUCCAUUGGUUUUGAGGUGAUGGAACAGCAGACGCUGUCGAUCGCCAAGGCGGGCAUCAUCUGUCAGUUGAACGCGCGGACGUCGAUUCUCGCCGCGGCGAAUCCCGUCGACUCCAAGUGGAAUCGCGCCAAAACCAUCGUCGAGAACAUCCAACUGCCCCACACUCUCAUGUCUAGGUACGAAACAAAAGAGAAGAAAAAUAGGAAAUUUUUAAAAAUGCUUCAGAAUUUAGUUCUUUUGGUAUUUGUAUACUGAUAAGAGAUUUUGAACAUAUAUAGCUUUAUGUGUUUUUUAACCACUUUUUUGGUUCAUUUUCUCAUAGCCCUAAUUGAAGAUAUAGUACUAUUUUACAGUGUAAAAGUUGGAAAAAGUUUGAUUUUUCAGACUAAUAGAGUUAUUUUUGAGUUCUUGCUGCUUACGAAGAACCUUACAGGGAAGUUGAUAUCAUAUUUUGUGAGACGAUUCCUGUAUAUCACCCAAAAUAUUCUUUGAAGUAACAGAUAAAAAUCCGGAACGUGUCAAUCCGCAAUAGAUUUUCGAAUAAUGAAAUCAUCGAAAUCUGUUAAAUGAGCCAUGAUUAGACUUUGAGCGCGGAUUUCUUAAAAACUGAGAACUUUCCCAGGUUGAAGCUUCCAAGAACUGCACCUGAGACAUCAAGAAGUUUUGCGGCCAAUUUCCAGAAAGAGAAAAGUAAAAUUACAUUUUUCUCAAGAGCAAACCCGGAAUUCAAGUGCAAACCCCCAAAAAAUGGCUCGCUAAUUAGAGAGCCGUGAAAUGCUUCCUCCUUUUGGAAUCUCAUUGGGACGCGGAAACGGCGCAGAAGAAAAAAAGCCGCGAAAUACAAGAAAAAGAGUGUGCGACGGCUGGCUGCAGGUGCAGAUAUCCGCUCGGCCUCCAUCUUUAAUUCACGGCCGUCUCCAUCUCUCCUUUUUCUGUUACUUUGAGAAACUGACAUAAUUAUCAUGAUUUGGACUGGAAUCAUAUUCAUUCCAAUGAGUCAGAAAUUUCACUUCAUUCUGAAGAAAGGAUCAUACAGGAGAUGGUGAUCUAGAAGCAUUUUAGGGGGAGAAAAUGGCUGAAUGUUGUAAAAAGAUUAUAAAAUGUCUGAUAUGCUACAUUUCAAGAUGAAACUUAAAAAAGGAGAAGCUCGACAUGAGCCCUGAAAGAUAGGCUUCGGCAGGGCUUAUACACCUCCCUCGCCGUAAAUGAGCCGAUGAUUGCAGGUUCGACCUGAUCUUCCUGCUGGUUGAUCCUCAGGACGAGAUGCACGACCGUCGCCUCGGCAACCAUCUCGUCUCCCUCUACUUUGCAGCCGACGGCGAGCAGCAACGCGCCGAGAAACUCGACAUGGCGCUCCUCCGCGACUACAUAGGUCAGACUUCUUUUGCAGUCUGCCGCAUAAUAAUGAGCCUUCAUACAUCAAAGCUCUCCUCAAAUGACCUUUUUUUUGGUUGGAUUGGCUUCUCACCUCAUUAAGUCUUUGCGUUGUUUGAAAUUUGGCGUUGAGAUGCUUGUUUUUAUUUUAGAUCUUCCGCAUUAAAAGACAAAGAAGGCAUUUUGUACUGAAAAAUAGUUCAAGUUUAGCGUUUUGAAGUUUUUUUUUUCCUUAAUUGUUCAAGGCUGCUUCGCUUUUAUAUAGGAGCUAUGAAAAGCUCUCGUUUCUGAUUGAAAUAGUGCGAAUAGUUUUUUGUUUUUACCUUUCCAAAAUUCAAAUCCGUUUGAAGCUUGAAAUUCCGUUUUAGUAGAAGAAGAUAUGGUAAGGCACAAUUUUUUUUAACCAGAUCUUUUAUGUGUCUGAAAAAAUAUACCGAAGGAAAAAACUUCACCUAGUGAUUUUUCCGUUUCAUGGAUUGCUCUUUUAUUAGAAUUUCUAUUAUUUUCAAAAAAACUUCUUCCAUUCAAUCGCACUUCAAGCAAAAAAUUGCUUGAGGAAGUUAAAUCCUGUCAAAAUGUCUCCCAAUUUCGCUUCGAACCCCGCGUAAUCUGAAACUGAGCUAUGAGCUCUUUCUAUGGCUUUUGGCUUCGGAUUCAGAGGCCCAUUUCAUUACAUUCCUCGUUCAUUGGUUUUGACUCGGCGUCGAGCAAAAUGUGUGCACGCCAUUUCCACAACAUAACGAAAAGGAUCCAUUCUUUUUCCAGCCUACGCCAAGGCGAACGUUCAUCCGAAGCUCGAUGAGAAGACGUCCCAACACUUGAUCAACAAGUAUCUGCGCAUGCGACAGGUCUCUUUUCGAAUAAGAUUACGACCUCAUUUAUAUAAAAAUAACUAAAAGAAGUUCUUUUAUUUUAAUGACAAGGGAUUUCAUUAAAAUUUAAAAAUCUGCAAAAAAAAGGCAGUGAAAAAGUACUAGUUUCAAGAAUUCGCUAAAUUUUUAGGAAAGCUGUAAAGUGCACUGAAUUCAACCAGGAAAAUUUUCUCCCUACCAGUGAGUCGAGAAAUAAGUUUUUUCCAAGGGCUCACUAAGGAAAUAGGAACUUUUUGCUGCUCCUGAGGCUUCGUUACUCGUUAAAAAAGCGAAAGCCGUGUUGAAAAACUUUCACUUGGAAUAAUUGUGUUCCAAAUAGAGUACGUCACUGCUAAAUUUCAGCAAGUUUGAAAAAAAAGAAAACAUGGACUAUCCUUGCAAUGUAUAUUAAUCUUUAUUGUUAUAACUGGACUCGUUUGCAGGCAGGUGCGCAGCAUGGCCAGAUCUCGGCGUACCCGCGACAACUAGAGUCGCUGAUCCGACUGUCCGAGGCACACGCCAAGAUUCGCCUCUCCCAGGAAGUUACGGUUGAAGACGUCGAGAACGCCUACACGUUAGUAUCAUCUCGGAGAGCUCCCAAGGUUCAAAGUUCAGACUUUAUCGCGAAGCUCUCAAACAGUCGGCCGUCGAUCCGGCGACUGGGCGUGUCGACGUCACGAUUCUGGCCGCCGGCAUGAGUGCCACCAGCAGAAAAACUGUCGAAAUGGUGAGCAAACAUGAGCAAUGGGGAAGUCGUUUGAUAGGAUAACAUGAUGUGAAGCGGAUUUAAUUAUAAAAAUCCUUUUCAGAAAAUUUUUGGCGGUUUAGGUUGGAACUUCAAGUGUUUUCUCAUGAGUUCAUCAAAAAUUAAAAUAAAAAAUUGAAUUCUCAGGUCACGGAAGCGAUCGUGAAACAACUGGAAGCAACUAAGGGAUCGACGACGACGGCGAAAAAUCUCUACGCCGCUAUCCGCGCUGAAAAAGUAAGCUUAUUGAACAAUAAAAGGUUCUUCUCUAAAUAAUGAUGAUUUGUUGCAGAACUGCACGCGCGAGGUGUUUGACGAGGCUCUGAACGAGCUGACGAAGAAGGAGACGAUCAUCCGCACCGGAGAGCGGAUCCGUUUCCUCUCUCCCACAAACUAA